AUGGUUAUUAUUCAACUUAAAAUAUUUAUUAAGAAAUAUAAGAUAUAAAUACUUAGUGAUAAGUUACUUAUGUAUCAUGCAACCUCAAUAGUAAAUCAAACAAUAGAGCCCUACAGUUUGAAUAUUAAUCUACAAAACACAAAGAAGAAAAUGGGAGGUAUAAAACAGCAAGAAAAAUUUAAAGUUAGAAACCUUUGUGAAUUAAAUUUAUAAAUAUGA
Messenger RNA from Tetrahymena thermophila SB210, 219 nucleotides. RefSeq lists its product as hypothetical. Lineage: Eukaryota; Ciliophora; Oligohymenophorea; Hymenostomatida; Tetrahymenidae. The record is from RefSeq and is a predicted model, not a curated record. The transcript has a single exon.